UUUCGCAAUACUCCCAGGUUCGGCUUAGUGAGAACUAAACAAUAACAGCGUGUGUCGGUGCUUCCGUCCUGUUUUAGACACGAUUCACGUGUUUAAUCUCACGACGUGUGGAUGGUGGACAAGGUUUAAGCCUUGAUAAGGAGCGUACAGGCGCGCAGUCGCAACCAGCCGCAACCAGCUUGUAGACAGCAUUCGGCACCACCGGCAGCCUGCGAAGGUGCAGACGUGAGCGCGAGAGAGAGGCAGCAGAUCCAAAUGAGCAAGCAGCCGCAGCAGAAGUUAACCAACACAGAUCAGAACGGAGUGAGCGUCAUACAGAGCCAGGCUCAUAGCGUCGCAAACUCUACAGGAGCUACAGCAGGACUGCAGCAGGUACCACAACUCGUUCCAGUAAGCCCCGGAGGAGGUGGCAAAGCCACGCCACCCAGCAAGAUGAAGAAGACAAACAUGGACAAGGACAGCGAGGAGUACAGGCAGCGGCGCGAGCGCAACAACCUGGCCGUGAAAAAGAGCCGCAUGCGCAGCAAGCAGAAGGCGCAGGACACACAGCAGCGCGUCAACGAGCUCAAAGAGGAGAACGAGAGAUUGGAGGCCAAGAUCAAGCUGCUUAGCAAAGAGCUCAGUGUGCUCAAAGACCUGUUCCUGGAGCACGCGCACAACCUGGCCGACAACGUGCAGCCUGCUACCACGGCAACAGUCACCCCAGGAGACCUCUGUAACAACAACAAUAACAACCAGUGAGAUCGAGUCACACUUUAGAGGCUGCAACUCUGUACCAUAAUAUCUCGUUUAACCUUUUCUUAAAGGAAAUUUUCAAGAAUUUCCUAUUUUUUUAGGCCAUUUGCAUUUCAGAAGAAUGAAGCUUUCCCUCUAGGCAUCAGAUAAAUUACUUUUAAUGAAAUAAUAAACUUUUUUUAAACAUUUUGGACCAUAAGAUAAAAAAAAAAAAAAAUAGGAUUCGGAUCAGAAUCGGCCGUUUUUCUCUCAGCUCACUGGUUUUCUGUGAUUCCUAUCAUUCUUUUGCUUCAUUCAGAAUUGUUCUCCUUCUGACACGGUGUGUAAAUAAGCGUGGAGGGAAUGCGGAAAAGCAUUAGCAGAGCUUAGGAAUGCCGUAGGGUCGGAUUUUGUUCUGUUUAAGACUACAGCAAGUCACCAGGCAAGAUGUAAUUUUUUAUUUUUUUUUUGUUUGUUUUUUUGUUUUGGAUGCUGCUUUUUGCAAACACCUCGCCGCAGGUCCGCAGCAGCUUGUCAGGUCCAUAAGAACUGCUCCAAACACGUUCGGGCAAAUCGUUCCGAGUCCCACGAGGCAACGGCAAAGAUGAGGAAAAAGGAGCAGUGUCCUGGAAAAUUGAAACGAUACCUUAGGGCUGUUUUUAAGGGGCUUCCCCUGUCUCCUUGUACGACAUCUUUUUUGGUUCAACUCUGAAGAUGUUCCUGAAACCAGGAGUCGAGUCAGUCAGCGCUGGACGUGCACAAUUGUGGAAUUUAGACUUGUCGUGUAAAUUGGGUUAACAUUCAGCUCUGGUGAAAUGAAAUUGCAGGGGUGGACGAUAAAUAAACAAACGCCGUUCCUUCUAAAAGUAACGUUUCCGUAUUGAAACGCGGCGUGUUUUGUGUGACGUGUCUCGAUUCGCUACUAAGCUCUUCUACUGCACGCGUCGGUUCGAGACGCGAUCUCGUGUUUAUUUACUCAAAGUUUUUUAAUUAGCGUACACAGACGACUUUUUAAUAUCAGAUACGCACAGCUGUGUCUCAAACCGUGCAGCACGUGCGACCUGUCACGAGUCGCGACGACAGAACGUCACGUCUCGUGCUUUAAACGUCGACUGACGACUUUUUUUUAACGUUCCACACACGCCGUGCUACAUGACCUUAAUCGCGUCAACGGUUCCUCUUAACGUACUCGAUGAGUCGCCGUUCGAUGCGUUCUAGUCGUCAGCUGGGUUUCCAGGUAACCAGAAAACACAGGACCGGGACGUGUUUGUGGUUCGUCCACCCCUAAAUUACAUACCGAUGUAAAUAAUGUUGGAUUUAUUUUUUUUGUUGUUGAACAAUCCAUCAGAUUAUUCAAAAGAACCAGAAGCUUUUUUUUUUUUUUUUUUUUUGAGACGGCGUGCUCCUGUCCUGGGACAGAAAGAACCAGACAGCGUGCUGAGCAUGUUGCAUCAGACCCAAGAGCAGACAGCAGACAGUGCUGGCGUUAACAAAAGCCGUUAAAUUGCACUUGAGCCUCAAACCCUUCUUACAAAACUAUCCUGGGCAUAGAUAAAUAGACAGACGGACAGAAAGAAAGAGAAGGAGGGAGGAAGAGAGAGAGAGUGGGUGGGACGCAUGCUGUCUGGGGUGUUGGUCGAAUUUAAAAAAAAAAACAAAAAAAAAAAAAAAAAAAAAACCAAACUGAUUUCAUCACGGCGGCACCCCCUGGUCCGGCCUGUCUGCGUCUCGGUCUGACGCGUGUUUGUGUUUUUGUUCGCUCAGUACAUAGCGAAGGCUUAGACACCGAGGGCGGACCGUCGCUGACUCAUCGAUUAAGCUUCCUAAAAACACAGAAGUGUGCAGUGAUUUUUUUUUUUUUAUUUUUAUUUUUUAAAUAGAUGUUUAGCAUAAUUCCUUCAUUAUCGCUCGUUUACGUUUUGCUUCCUCGAUCCUCUGACAGCCAAAAAUCUUUGUAGCAUUUCUACACUGACUUUUUUUGUACCUCAGGCUACACCACUAAAGAGACUUUAGUGUAUUUGUAAACCUGUUUAAAAGAGAAAAAAAAAUAAAUAAAUAAAUAAAAACACAGUAGAUAAGGCGAUCUAGGUGAUAGCGAUAACUUCAACAUCUUUUCUCUGACUCUUUUUGUAAUAUCCUUUUGUCAUUUUCUAUAUCUUUUAGGUAUCAAAGGUUUGGAAAAAAAAAAAGCAUGAUGCAUGGUUAUAGCACUGUUCUGAGGAAAAUAAAAUGCACGACACGUCGGAUUCGGCUUUAACACGGGAGCGGCGUGAAAAGAAAAAAAAAAAACAAAUCAAAGAAACUAUUAUAUCGUCCAUGUUACGUUCCUCAAAUAUUUGAUUAGCAUUUUUGCUGAAGUAUGAGCGUUGCUGGCCAACUUGCUUUUUUAUAUAAGACGGGGUUAUUGUGCAUUGUAAAUUAAACUUGAUUAUAAAAUGUCAA
Molecule: messenger RNA, 3156 nt
Organism: Tachysurus vachellii
Lineage: Eukaryota; Metazoa; Chordata; Actinopteri; Siluriformes; Bagridae
Gene: cebpg
Product: CCAAT enhancer binding protein gamma
Exons: 3
Coding region: 256-741 (161 amino acids)
Biological process (GO): DNA-templated transcription; regulation of transcription by RNA polymerase II
Molecular function (GO): RNA polymerase II cis-regulatory region sequence-specific DNA binding; DNA-binding transcription factor activity, RNA polymerase II-specific
Source: RefSeq, a predicted model, not a curated record